AUGGCUUCGCCCAGGGGCCCCAGCAGUGAGUGCUCCCAUGUCAUAGAUCACACCCACGUCCCUGAGUUCGAGGUGGCCACCUGGAUCAAAAUCACCCUCGUCUUGGUGUACCUGGCCAUCUUCGUGGUGGGCAUUCUGGGGAACAGUGUCACCAUUCGGGUCACGCAGGUGCUGCAGAAGAAAGGCUACUUGCAGAAGGAGGUGACGGAUCACAUGGUGAGCCUGGCUUGCUCGGACAUCUUGGUCUUCCUCAUUGGCAUGCCCAUGGAGUUCUACAGCAUCAUCUGGAACCCCCUGACAACGCCCAGCUAUGCCCUGUCCUGUAAGAUUCACACUUUCCUCUUCGAGGCCUGCAGCUACGCCACCCUGCUCCAUGUGCUGACGCUCAGCUUUGAGCGCUAUGUGGCCAUCUGCCACCCCUUCAGGUACAAAGCUGUGUCGGGGCCCUGCCAGGUGAAGCUGCUGAUUGGCUUUGUCUGGGUCACCUCCGCCCUGGUGGCGUUGCCUUUGCUUUUUGCCAUGGGAACUGAGUACCCCCUGGUGAACGUGCCCAAUCACCGGGGUCUGCCCUGCAACCGCUCCCAGACUCACCACCACCAGCGCCCGGAGACCUCCAACAUGUCCAUCUGUACCAACCUUUCCAGCCGCUGGACCGUCUUCCAGUCCAGCAUCUUCAGCGCCUUCGUCAUCUACCUCUUGGUCCUGGUCUCCGUGGUCUUCAUGUGCUGGAACAUGAUGCAGGUGCUCAUGAGGAGCGGCCAGGCUGGGGGGACCAGGAAGGGACAGCAGCCUCAGCUGAAGAAGUCGGAGAGCGAGGAGAGCAGGACAGCCAGGAGGCAGACCAUCAUCUUCCUGAGGCUGAUUGUCGUGACCUUGGCGGUCUGCUGGAUGCCUAACCAGGUGCGGAGGAUUAUGGCAGCGGCCAAACCCAAGCACGACUGGACCAAGACCUACUUCCGGGCGUACAUGAUCCUCCUCCCCUUCUCCGACACCUUCUUCUACCUGAGCUCUGUCAUCAACCCGCUCCUGUACAACGUGUCCUCGCAGCAGUUCCGCAGGGUGUUCGGCCAGGUGCUGCGCUGCCACCUGACGCUGCCCCACGCCAACCACAGCAAGCACCUGCGCACCCACGGCGCCUCCGCCGCCGCCAGCACCCGCUCAGCGCGCCGCCCCCUGAUCUUCAGGGCUUCGCGUUCCAACUCCUCUGCAAGAACGAACAAGGUUUUCUUGAGCACUUUCCAGAGCGAGGCCAAGCCCCAGUCUGAGCCCCAGCAUUUGAGUCUCGAGUCCCUAGAGCCCAACUCGGCAAUGAAACCACCCACUCCUGCCACGGGGAAUGGUUUGCAGGAGCAUGAAGUGUGA
Molecule: messenger RNA, 1362 nt
Organism: Enhydra lutris kenyoni (northern sea otter)
Lineage: Eukaryota; Metazoa; Chordata; Mammalia; Carnivora; Mustelidae
Gene: GPR39
Product: G protein-coupled receptor 39
Exons: 2
Coding region: 1-1362 (453 amino acids)
Biological process (GO): G protein-coupled receptor signaling pathway
Cellular component (GO): membrane
Molecular function (GO): G protein-coupled receptor activity
Source: RefSeq, a predicted model, not a curated record